Messenger RNA from Populus euphratica (Euphrates poplar), 1573 nucleotides. RefSeq lists its product as uncharacterized. The record is from RefSeq and is a predicted model, not a curated record. Lineage: Eukaryota; Viridiplantae; Streptophyta; Magnoliopsida; Malpighiales; Salicaceae. The transcript has 2 exons. Bases 49 to 1098 code for a protein of 349 amino acids.
GAAGAAGAGAGAAGGAAAGAGAAUUGAAGAAAAUAAGUUUAUAAGGAAAUGUUGAGAAAUAGACAAAUAGUUGGUAUUGGUAAAGUAGGUGACGAUCAAGACGAUAUCACUAUUAUGCAAUUGAGGACUACAAGGCAGAGAAGGAAGGUCGGUAUAGUCACACCUCGAUAUGUUGAAGAGAUACAUCCAAUAGUAAAGGAGGAAUCUCAAGAGUUAAAAGUGGAAAAUAUUGUUGGUGAAACAGGCGUAAGGGUAGCUAACCCUGAGUUUGUUAUAGAAUUUCAGCAGCUUAGUAAGGCUAUGCGAACUUGGAUGGAGUUUAGUAUGGAAAGAGAUCGGAGAAGGGAUAGAGAUGUUCCAUCAUCAUCCAACACUGUUCAGGGAGUCAAUGUUUCAUUGAAUGACUUUAUGAAGUUAGCACCUCCUAUCUUUACUGGAAUGGAUAGCACAGAGGAUCCUCAAAGGUUUCUGGAUGAUAUAUGGCGACGGUGUGAAGCUUUGGGGUGUACAGAUCAUCGAGCUGUGAGUCUUGCAUCAUUCAGGUUAGAGGGAGAUAUGGCCAUUUCUUGGUUUGAAUCUAGAAAGAGAGAGAGGUCAACGGAGGCUCAGUGGACAUGGAAGGAGUUUAGCACUAUGUUCUUAGAUAGAUUUCUUCCUCAGAGUGUUAGGGAUGCUCGACUCUAUGAGUUUGAGAGGCUAUCUCAAGGGAGCAUGACAGUGGAUGAGUAUGAUUUAAAGUUUACUCAGUUAUCAAGGUAUGCUGAACAUUUUCUACCUACUGAGGAGUGGAGGGUGAAGAGGUUCAUUCGAGGACUCAAAUCCUCAAUGUAUAUAGUGAUGGUGUCUCAGGUGUUUCCUUCUUACUCCUCAGCUGUUGAUAAGGCCAGGUUGAUUGAGGCACGAGAAUUAGAAGACAUGGUUGCAGGUCAAUCCAAGAGGUCUAGGGAAGAAGGUCAUGCUUUUAGACAGCCGGGACCGAAUACAAGUCUUUCUAGGGAACGGAGUGGUCAUCAGGACUCAUGGAUUCCGAGGAGGUUUAGACGGAUAUCUUCAGCCAGUGGCUUAAGCAGUCAAAGUGGUGGUAGAGGUGCUCAGUAGUCAAUGUUCAGAUCAGACUACACCUUAUAGCUUUUUUGUUUCAUCUGGAAUGGUUUUUCAUGUCAGCAUUGUGGAGAAAGCCAUACUGGUGUAGAGUGCUAAAGAAGGACUAGGGCUUGUUUCGGUUAUGAUUAUAUAGGUUAUAAGAUUCGGGAGUGUACCAAGAGACAUCCAUCAGCUUUAGGAGCAUUUGCUUCAAUUCAACCUUUUAUUCAAGUACUAUAAAUGGGACAAUUUGUGGCUCAUGGUGGAAGAGGUUUUGGUGGUCGAGAUUAAAGAGAUUGGGGUGCAAGUGAUAGAAGCUAAACAUAAUAAGGUUUGGAAUAUGUCAAAAUAUUUUCCUUGACUCAAUAUGAUGCUCAGGUAUCUUUGUGUUUGCUAUUUUAAAGUAAAAGUUUUAUUUGGCAUGGGUGCAACUCAUUCGUUUAUGUUCUUGUAUUUUUCCAUGAUAUUAAAUAGGCAACCAAUUCUAUUA